CUGAUCUAUUCCACCGGUGCUGAGGGGAGACGCUCUCUCUCGCAAGUCUUCAUGUCCUUUCAUUUAUCGCGUGAUAAUAUUUUUAAUAGCUACUGUAUUUUCCGUUUGUUUUUAAAUCAAAGUGUUAGUAAAAUAUUCCCUGAGUAGGUAGAUAUGCAGAAGGGAGUAAAGAUGAAGAUUACAUCUGAUCAGAACACCGAUGAUUUUAUUCCAGGCGAUAUAGUGUUUGCUAAGAUGAAGGGUUAUCCUUUCUGGCCCGCCAGAAUUGGUGAAGGAAAAGCCCCAAGAAACAAGAUCCCCAUCUUCUUUUAUGGAACACACUCCACAACAUUUCUCUUCCCCAGAGACAUCGCCCCCUACUGGCCAAACAAAGAGAAGUACGGCCGGCCCAUCAAACGGGGCGGGUUCGAGGAGGGCAUGUGGGAGAUCGAGAACGACCCGGGCGUGGGCCUCAGAGGUCAAAAGAAAGCCGCGCUGGUGAAACGACUGUCAGAGAGUCGACAGAGGCUGAAAGACAGAAAGAAGAAAGCGAAAAAUCAGAGCGAAGAAAAAACCAAGACUGGAUCCUGUGACGAUUCGGUGGCGAAGGCCAAUUCGUCGCCACUGAAAGCAGCUACGCCGCGCAGCAGAGAAACUCAAAGCAAAGCCAAGUCUGAAACUGUCAAGCCGACGGAUGAUAAAACGCCACUGAAAGCAGCGACGCCGCGCAGCAGAGAAACUCAAGGCAAAGCCAAGUCUGAAUCUGCCAAGUCGACGGAUGAUAAAACAACCGCAACCAGGUUGACGCGCUCCAAAUAUUCAACGGCAAAGAUCGUCACGCGCGACAAAAGACGAACGAAGGAAGUCGCGCCUGCGAGGAGAGGGACGUCGCUCAAGACAGUCGCGGCAGGGAGGAGGAUGUUGCCAUUCAGGAAGAACGUUUUAGCGAGACGAGCCAUUGUGGCAAAGACACUUUCCGCUCGCAGGAAACGCGUACUGAAUAGAAAAAUCAUUUCAACGGCAAAGGAACGGAUGGAUGCUAACAAUCGUCAAAAGCCCUUGAGGAUUACGCGCUCUACUGCAGAUCUGACUGAGACCACCGAUGACAUCACUGCCGCGCCGGUCAGGCCGCUCACUCUGAGACGCAAACGCUCGCUAACGAACUCUGAUAUGAAGGAAGACAUGCCCACUCUUCCUGUAAUGAACAGCGCCGCCCCCUCCGGCCCAGCAGAUCUGACGAAGACCACCGAUGACAUCACUGCCGCGCCGGUCAGGCUGCCUACUCUGAAACGCAAACGCUCGCUAACGAACUCCGAUGGGAAGGAAGACACGCCCACUUCUCUUCCAGUAACGAGCAGGGCCGCCCCCUCCGGCCCAGCAGAUCUUACGGAGAUCACCGAUGACAUCACUGCCGCGCCGGUCAAGCCGCCCGCUCUGAGACGCAAACGCUCGCUAACAGUCUCUGAUGUGAAGGGAGACACGCCCACUUCUCUUCCAGUGACGAGCAGCGCUACCCCCUCCGGCCCAGCAGAUCUGACCGAGACCACCGAUGACAUCACUGCCGCGCUGGUCAGUCCGCCCACUCUGAGACGCAAACGUUCGCAAACGAACUCUGAUGGGAAGGAAGACACGCCCACUUCUCUUCCUGUAACGAGCAGUGCCGCCCCCUCCGGCCCAGCAGAUCUGACGGAGACCACCGAUGACAUCACUGCCGCGGCGGUCAGUCCGCCCACUCUGAGAAGCAAACGCUCACUACCGAAUGCUGAGGUGAAGGAAGACACGCCCACUUCUCUUCCUGUAACGAGCAGCGCCGCCCCCUCCGGCCCAGCAGACCUGACCGAGACCACCGAUGACAUCACUGCUGCGGCGGUCAGUCCGCCCACUCUGAGAAGCAAACGCUCACUAACGAACUCUGAUGGGAAGGAAGACACGCCCACUUCUCUUCCCGUAACGAGCAGCGCCGCCCCCUCCGGCCCAGCAGAUCUGACCGAGACCACAGAUGACGUCACUGCCGCGGCGGUCAAGCCGCCCACUCUGAGACGCAAACGCUCGCUAACGAACUCUGACGGGAAGGAAGACACGCCCACUUCUCUUCCAGUGACGAGCAGCGCCGGCCCAGCAGGCUCAAAGAGGAAGCGGCUCCCGGAAGACCCGGAGAAGAGCGAGGUGAAGAAGAGGAGCGUGCCGGAUGAGGCCGAGCAGAGACGGGAUAACCCCGCGGAGACCAGGAGCGGCGUCCUGAAGCCGGAGCAGGGGACGCCCAGAGACCAGGAGAGGAGCAAGAUCCUGGCGGAGAAGAGGCAGAGCGUGCUGAAGUCCCUGCAGGGGUUGGUCACGUCCACCAGGGGCAAGACUCAGUCCGGCGGCGAACAGCAGGAGCCUCAGAAGCGGCCCGAGAGGAGCCGAGGCGUGCGGAGCGAGAACCGGCUGAGAGCGGCCGAGGGCGAGAGGAGAGAGCCGGAGCAGAGCCGAGGGCGAGAGCGCAGGAGCACUGAGCAGCAGAACUACACCAGCAGAGAGGAAGAGCACAACGCUUCUCUGUCCGUCACAGAUUCUUUGCUCUACCGGCUGCACGGUGACAUCAGAAUCUCAAUGACGCUCGACAAUCCAGAUGUGAGUAAGUGUCUCUCGGCCCUGGAUGAGUUGAGCACCGUCCCUGUCUCGUCUCGAAACAUCCAGAACCACAGCGAGCUCAUCGACACGCUCAGAAAGAUGCGCUGGUUUCGUGGCAGCGAGGCGAUCAUGUUUAAAGCGUCCAUGCUGUACCAUCGCUUCAAGAACAUCUACCUCAUCGGAGACGCGGACGAGACCCUGAGUCAGGAGUACAUCGACUCGCUGCAGGAGGAGAGAGAGCGGGGCGAGCGAGCAGUUAUCAGUCCGACGGCCGUCUGCGAAGACACUCAAACCACUGGACUCGUGCCUCACAGGAGCUGACCCGAGGAAUCGCCCGCCCACUGUUUUUAACCUUCUUAUUCCCGAGAGAGAGAGAGAGAGAGAGUUUUAUCGGACCGCCGUUGCAGUUAUUUAUUAGCGCUGAGAUGAAGAGUGUUUCGUCUCGUGUGAAUCACACGUCCCCCUCGCCGUCAGUGUUUCAGGAAAUCCUCUCGCUGCUGCUUUUAGAUCUUUUACUUCACGUGUCAUAGAUUAACCCGGUGGACGAGCGCCGUUCUGAGAGAGAGAGACACUAAUAAACGCGUGUCUAACUCGUCAGCUUUCACUUCUCACGGGGAUCUCUGAUCUGGUGAAAUCCUAAUGGUCCAGAUUUAUACGCCUUUCACAGAGCAUUAACACACACACACACACACACACAAAGACUUUCCCUGUGUCGACAUCCUCGUGACUCUACAGCGAGCGCUGGUCGAGCGAGAUCCGCCGGCGCCACUGAAGCGCUGUCUGAACAACGGCUCCAUCUGCUGGAGAGUUCAACACUUCUGUUCUGUUUGUACGGUGUGAAACGCAAGCAUUAAGAUGUUCAAUAGUGUGUGUGUGUGUGUGUGUGUACACACAAGGCAGCUAUACCAUCAUCAUCAUUAGUGUACAGUAACACUGGGCUUGUUCACACACACACACUGAUCUGGUCUGAAUCCGGUGCUAACGUGGCAGACGCUGCCUUUACCCCGUGUGUGUGUGUGUGUGUGUGUGUAAACAUGUAGCCGUCACACACACUCGCGCUCCUAGAUUUGUAUUAUAAAGCACUUGCAUGUGCUUCUUGUGUUGAUGUUACAGUCAGUAUGAUCUUGAUCACAUUAAACUGAUCUGCAAUA
Molecule: messenger RNA, 3743 nt
Organism: Pimephales promelas (fathead minnow)
Lineage: Eukaryota; Metazoa; Chordata; Actinopteri; Cypriniformes; Leuciscidae
Gene: psip1b
Product: PC4 and SFRS1 interacting protein 1b
Source: RefSeq, a predicted model, not a curated record